This is a messenger RNA of Trichoplusia ni (cabbage looper), 2741 nucleotides long. Its product is annotated as wee1-like protein kinase. The transcript has 11 exons. The record is from RefSeq and is a predicted model, not a curated record. Gene Ontology annotation, molecular function: magnesium ion binding; non-membrane spanning protein tyrosine kinase activity; ATP binding. Gene Ontology annotation, biological process: mitotic cell cycle; protein phosphorylation. Lineage: Eukaryota; Metazoa; Arthropoda; Insecta; Lepidoptera; Noctuidae. The coding region runs from base 162 to 1871 and encodes 569 amino acids. Gene Ontology annotation, cellular component: nucleus.
UAACUCGCUCUGAUUGGUUGAACAAUUGAACAGGUGCUAUGCGUCAUCCGCCAUAACGUUGUAAGUCCGUGAAAGUGAGAUCGUUUUUGUGAAUUAUAAAAGAAAAUAGUGAUUAUAUUGUGAUAUUAUUUUUGUAAAAGUGUUUAAAUGUGUUAACGAAGAUGACCGAGUGGUACAGAAUGAAGACGGGCUUCAUAAACAAGCACGAUUCAUCGGAAUUGUCCGCAGAAACUUCGUGUGAAAUGUCAGACUCUUUUAAUAUAUUUUCGGAUAAUUUGAGUCCGAUACCUUCGUCUAUUGUGCCUAGGAAGUUGGAUUUUAGUAAUAUAGAUGACGAUGACGGCAUGAAGGAUGCAUUGCCGACACCGGUAUCACACAGUCCUCCUUACAAGAGAGUAAGGGCACUGAGGUUAUUUGACAGUCCCCACACACCUAAGACGCUGCUGGAGAAGUGUUCGACUCCGUCACACCAUCCGCCCCGGUCCAGACUGUUUCCACCGAAAUUAAACGCGCAGACGGGCAUGCCGUCUGGCUCCAGCCACCACCUGCACCCGCCGGGCGCGGCGUCCGGCGACGAGGACAGCGCGCUGGGCAGCCUGCCGCCCGACGAGCUGGAGGACUCGCGAGUCUGCCGCCGCGCCGUCGCCAACAUCAAUCCCUUCACGCCUGAUGGUCAAGCGCUGAACAAGAAGAAGCGAGCUUUGUCAAAAACACCGACGUGGGGCGACGCGACGCCCGAACAGCCGGCAAAGAGACUCAGGGAAUCCAACAUCUCCCGCUACAACAUCGAGUUCGUGGAGCUGGGCGUGGUGGGCCUGGGCGAGUUCGGGCGCGUGACCCGCUGCGUGAACAAGCUGGACGGCUGCGUGUACGCGCUGAAGCGCUCGCUGCGGCCGGUGGCGGGCUCGGCGGCCGAGCGCGCCGCCCUCACCGAGGUCUACGCGCACGCCGCGCUAGGGAAGCAUCCGCAUGUCGUCAGAUACUACUCAGCAUGGGCGGAGGACGACCACAUGAUUAUCCAGAAUGAGUACUGUGACGGAGGCUCGCUACAGCAGAAGAUUCAGAACGGACCGCUCCGAGAGAGCGAGCUUCUGUUGUUGCUCGCACACAUUGCUGAUGGCUUAGCCUACAUCCACUCGCUGCAGCUGGUCCACAUGGACGUGAAGCCCGGCAACAUAUUCAUCUGCAGCGGUGAGGGCCAGCCCGCGCACGACUCCGACGACGGCUACGACGACGACGAGCCGCAGUACCAUCAUAUAUAUAAGAUCGGUGACCUCGGCCACGUGACCUGUGUAUCAUCUCCCUCCGUGGAGGAGGGUGACUGUCGCUACCUGCCCAAAGAAGUGUUACAGGAAGACCUCACGCAGCUCACCAAGGCAGAUAUCUUCGCGUUCGGUCUGACGCUGUUCGAGGCGGGCGGCGGCGGGCCGCUGCCGAAGAACGGCCAGGAGUGGCACGACAUACGCGACGGCAAGCUGCCCGACCUGCACUACCUGUCCAGGGAGUUCAACCAGCUGCUCAAGAAAAUGGUAGACCCGGACCCCUCCGCCCGGCCGUCGGCCGCCCGCCUGCGCCGCCACCCGCUGCUGCACCCCGCCGGCAACAAGAGCAAGGCGCAGCUGCGGCGCGAGCUCGCCGCCGCCAACAUGAAGAACGAGCUGCUCGCCAGGAAGCUGCAGGAGGCCGCCAGAUGUAUAAAAUCAUUAACACCGAACAUCGUUGCGAAUCAAGAAUCAGCGAAAUUCCGAACGCGAUCAGCGAAACGAUUGCAAAAGCCGCGCGUCGACAAUCACAUAGCGGAAAUGAUACAAUCCGUGACGUCGCCCAUCAGAAUAGACCGCGAGAGGUACAGACGAACGAAAAAGGUAUAAAAUAUAAAUCGAAUCAUUAAAGUAUAUAUUUAUAAAGAUAAUGUAAAGAUUAUAUGAGAGAAGUUGUAUAUGUUUGACUAAACUUGUAGCUGAAAGGUGUUUCAAGGUCAUCUGUUUAUGCAAUAUUCUUGAAAUUACUCUCGAUUAUAUUUUUAAACGUCUUUGUGUGGUAAUAAACUAGAUUCUCUAUAAACUCUAAGUAGUGUAUUUCGUAAAAAAUGACAGUCUUUAUAUGUAUUUGGUGACGGUUUACUCACGCGUAUUUAUCGGUUUCGCCCGAUUAGUUUCGGACGCAACUGUAGUGUUUUAUCGUGAAAACUUAGCCUUAUCUGUUUGUAUAUUCAUAAAGCAAGAAUAGUGUUUUUUUUCGGAAAAGAAGUUGUUUAUUACAAAUAAAAACGAAAGUAUUAUCAGGGAUUAUUCAAAAGUAUUGCAUAAAAACCAGUCUUGCUAUAAGAUACUGUGUUACCCAGUAAAAUUGGUUUUGUAAAUCAGUUUGGUAGUAAUAGACGAUUUUAAAACUUCAUAAAAAACUCUUGAUUUAGCAAAUAUUAUUUUUGUCUAAAUAAAAGAUUAAAAACGAUUCCCCAUUAAAAAUAUAUCGGAUAGACAGUCGCUCUGCAACAUACUGGUGUUAAGCUAUAAAGUUACAUAGAUUUUGAAAUUGAUAUAAUUUCAAAUUAAAUUUUAAACUAAUAAAAACUACGCACAAAUAGAUAGAUUGUAUAAAUACUCGGAUAGUUAUGUAUGAUUCUUGUAUUAAUCGACAAAUUUAAUUAUAACUGUAUGACUUGUACUAAGAUUUUAAAGGUAUGUCUGUUUGUCUGACACAUGUCUACCUAAGUGUCGUUUCUACAAUCGUUAACUUUG